GGUACUAGAGCUCUCGUAUAACAACUUGACAAUUGACCCAACUAGCAGUAAUGAAGCCAUGUUCUCAUCCCAACAGUUCAUAGUACUUAGAUUGGCUUCGUGUAAGUUGCAAAAGUUUCCAGAUCUUAGAAAUCAAUCGAAGAUGGGAAUAUUAGAUCUUUCGGACAAUGAAAUUGGAGGGGGAAUACCAAACUGGAUUUGGAAAGUUGGCAAUGGAGGUCUCAAUGUUCUGAACCUUUCUUGCAAUUUUUUGGAGUAUCUGGAAGAACCUUACAGCAUUUAUGGCAGUCUUUUUGUAAUUGACUUGCACUCAAACAGACUUCAAGGCAAUCUACCAAUCCCACCAGCAGUAUUCAUCUAUGUGGACUACUCAGACAAUAAUUUCAGCCUAAAGAAAAUCUGAUCGAAUUUGUCUCACAAGUUCAGUAUAUGCAUUACCAAGACACAGUGAGAGUAACCAUGAAAGGCCUGGAGGUGGAGCUUGUAAAAAUUCUCAGAAUCUUCACAUCCAUUGAUUUCUCAAGCAAUAAGUUUAAUGGAGAUAUACCAGAUUCAAUUGGGGCUCUUAAUUCACUUCAUCUUCUCAACCUAUCACACAAUGCUCUCAUAGGCAAAAUCCCUCAAGAAUUUGGAAAUUUGACACAGCUUGAAUCUCUGGACCUCUCAGCUAACCAGUUGAGUGGAGAGAUCCCCGUGCAACUCACAAAACUCACUUUUCUUUCAGUCUUGAAUCUAUCCGUAAAUGAGUUCUGUGGCAAGAUUCCAACUGGCAAUCAGUUUCAAACUUUUUCAGAAGAUUCGUUUCGAGAUAAUCAUGAACUUUGCGGAUUUCCAUUGAAUGCAACGUGCGAUAAUAAUUCAAGUUCCAAGGGGUUUCCAUGGCCGAGUUCAAAUGGCAGCCAUUCAGACCCCAAAUCUAAGGACGCGCCGGGAAUAAAUGCUGCAGAUAAACAGUGUUAUGGUUAAGCUCCAGUUUUAGAUUCAAUUUCAUUGUAAAAGCAAAUAAAAAUUGUUUGUAGAUGAUCAAGAUAUUGAAAAUAAUGAUGACGCGAUUGAUAGCAAGGCCUAUCUGUGAA
Molecule: messenger RNA, 1076 nt
Organism: Ipomoea triloba (trilobed morning glory)
Lineage: Eukaryota; Viridiplantae; Streptophyta; Magnoliopsida; Solanales; Convolvulaceae
Product: putative receptor like protein 25
Exons: 2
Coding region: 430-966 (178 amino acids)
Molecular function (GO): protein binding
Source: RefSeq, a predicted model, not a curated record